This is a messenger RNA of Phanerochaete carnosa HHB-10118-sp, 890 nucleotides long. RefSeq lists its product as uncharacterized. NCBI's taxonomy places the organism in Eukaryota, Fungi, Basidiomycota, Agaricomycetes, Polyporales, Phanerochaetaceae. The transcript is spliced from 7 exons. Gene Ontology annotation, molecular function: GTP binding; GTPase activity. Gene Ontology annotation, biological process: protein secretion; regulation of exocytosis. The record is from RefSeq and is a predicted model, not a curated record. Bases 122 to 736 code for a protein of 204 amino acids.
CCUUGCUUGCCGUCUACCGCGCUUGCCGUCAACACGCGUAUAAGAUAGAUUCUCGGCACGAAGAGCCCAGCCUCGCCUUAACUUUCCCCACCAUCUUACUUGAAGAUCUGAAACCUGCACGAUGCCCGACGGCUACGACUACUUGUUCAAGUUGCUGCUCAUUGGAGACUCUGGAGUGGGCAAGUCUUGCUUGCUUUUGCGGUUCGCGGAAGACGCGUUUACAGACAGUUAUCUCAGCACUAUCGGUGUGGACUUCAAAAUUCGGACGAUAGACCUCGAAGGCAAGACCGUCAAGCUCCAGAUCUGGGACACAGCAGGCCAAGAACGCUUUCGCACGAUUGCUGCCGCUUAUUACCGGGGUGCGCACGGUAUCAUCGUUGUGUACGACGUGACAGACAAAGAGUCGUAUGAGAACGUGAAAGGAUGGCUCACAGAGAUUGACCGAUAUGCAAGUGAGGGCGUACUCAAGCUCAUCUUGGGCAACAAGUCCGAUCUUGCAGAGCGGCGAGUCGUCGAACACGAUACCGCUAAAGAGUUUGCAGAUCAACUAGGGAUUCCUCUCCUGGAGACCUCGGCGAAGACCUCAGCUGGUGUUGAGGACGCAUUCAUUGCGAUGGCGAAGCAAGUAAAAGAGAUUGUCGACGCCAAUCCGGAACCAUCAAGCAAUUCUAAAGGGGGCAAUGUCUCUGUCGGUCGCUCUAUCGAAGCCGAGAAGUCCGAAGGCUGCGCCUGCUGAUGAUACAUGAGAUCCACCGCUUUGUGGGCUGGCAGAUUCAGCUGCAACUCGCUCUAUUGCUUCGCACACGGGUUCGGAAUGUUGGACAUUACUCUGAUUUAUUUGUACCCAUGUUUGUAUGACUAUUUACAUUGCUUCGUGAAUUCCAUGACCG